UAUGGCGAUCUUUUGAUGAUGGCUGAAAAGCUGUCAGGGUGUACUGUACCCCCUAUCAUAAGCUUUAUACGUAACAAAAAAUGAUGGAAUCCUAUUAUAUAGGUGUGGACGUUGGAACAGCUAGCGUCCGUGCCGCUCUGAUUACCCACGAUGGAAGAAUCGUUUCAUCUGCGACGAAGCCAUUGCAAAUCUGGCAGCCUCUAACUGAUUACUACGAGCAGUCAUCAGAGGAUGUAUGGAGAAAUGUAUGCUUAGUUGUUAAGGAGGUUGGUGCCAGUCUUACUGACAUGAGAAUGGUGAAAGGGAUAGGUUUUGAUGCAACAUGUUCCCUGGUGACUUUAGAUUCUUCAGGAGAUCCUGUCACUUGCAGUCCUUCCAAAGAACCUCACAGAAAUAUUAUAAUGUGGCUGGAUCACCGUGCCAUGGAACAGGCUAAAAGAAUCAAUGAUACAAAACAUAAAGUGUUAAAGUAUGUCGGUGGAGCUACCUCACCAGAAAUGGAGAUUCCAAAAAUGCUGUGGCUAAAGGAAAAUUUACCAACAGACUGUUGGGAUAAAUGUGCUCUCUUUUUAGAAUUACCUGAGUUUCUCACUUACAGGGCAACUGGUGAUGAAACAAGGUCCAUGUGCUCUCUUGUGUGUAAAUUUAAUUACAUGGGACAUGGAUCUCAAAUACUGGAAGGUUCAACAAGUGGAUGGAUUGACUCAUUUUUGGAAGCAGUUGGACUCGAAGAUCUUGUAAACACUAAAUAUUCCAAACUGGGGGUAAAAGUUGGUAGCCCCGGGGAACCUGUUGGUAAAGGUUUGACGAAAAAUGCUGCAGCAGAACUAGGAUUAUGGGAAGGAAUGCCUGUGGGUACUUCACUCAUUGAUGCACAUGCUGGGGGCUUGGGUGUCAUUGGAGCUGAUCUAGGUUCACUUCUUACGGAUGAUAAACCAUUGACUUCACGUCUGGCUGUCAUUUGUGGAACAUCAUCAUGUCACAUGGCUAUUAAUGAAAAGCCAGUGUUUGUGCCAGGGGUCUGGGGCCCAUACUUCUCUGCUAUGGUACCAGGCCUGUGGUUGAAUGAAGGAGGCCAAAGUGUGACUGGGAAACUGAUUGAUCAUCUUAUCGAGACACAUGUGGCUUACACAGAGCUGAAAGAAAUAGCUGAAAAGAGCAAUUGUUCCCUGUAUGAGGAACUUAACAGACAUGUGACCACCUUGGCAGAGAAGCGUCAGCUUGAUAACUUGGCAUUAUUGUCACGCAACUUUCACCUGCUUCCAGAUUUCCAUGGAAACCGAUCACCCAUAGGAGAUCCCAAAAUGACAGGAAUGAUUUGUGGUUUAACUCUCACUACUGAUCUAGACAACCUGGCUGUUUUGUAUCUUGCUGCACUUCAGGCCCUUGCACAUGGAACUCGCCAUAUUGUAGAAUGCUUGAACAAAGCAGGACAUUCUAUUGACACUCUGUUCCUCUGUGGUGGCCUCAGUAAGAAUGAAUUGUUCAUCCAAACACAUGCUGAUGUGACAGGUUUUCCUUGUAUUUUACCACGUGAGAGUGAAUCAGUGCUUGUUGGUGCAGCAAUUCUUGGAGCAUGUGCAUCAGGGGAUUUUUCUUCAAUCCAGGAAGCUAUGAAAAGCAUGAAUGCUGCAGGAAGAGUUGUAAAGCCACAAGAAAAUUUGAAAGGGUUUUACAACAAAAAGCACCAAGUUUUUUUACAGAUGUUGAAGAUCCAAAUGGACUUUAGAGAAUUAAUGCAGGAUUAAAGUUUUCAUUGUGCACCUGUGCAAGACUUGUUAACUUUAAAGAAAUGCCCUGAAGACUGAUUUCCUGCAUGAACACCUUCAAUAGGCCACUCAGAAUAUUGAAAUGGCAGAAUAGUGUCAAUAAGUUCGAAAACAAGGGUUAGGUCCUGGACUCAAAAUGCUCAUCAACAAAAUCUUACUCUUA
Messenger RNA from Pocillopora verrucosa, 1932 nucleotides. Its product is annotated as FGGY carbohydrate kinase domain-containing protein-like. Gene Ontology annotation, biological process: carbohydrate phosphorylation; pentose metabolic process. Gene Ontology annotation, cellular component: cytoplasm. The record is from RefSeq and is a predicted model, not a curated record. Gene Ontology annotation, molecular function: D-ribulokinase activity. NCBI's taxonomy places the organism in Eukaryota, Metazoa, Cnidaria, Anthozoa, Scleractinia, Pocilloporidae.